This is a messenger RNA of Helianthus annuus (common sunflower), 606 nucleotides long. RefSeq lists its product as uncharacterized. Bases 1 to 606 code for a protein of 201 amino acids. The record is from RefSeq and is a predicted model, not a curated record. Lineage: Eukaryota; Viridiplantae; Streptophyta; Magnoliopsida; Asterales; Asteraceae. The transcript has a single exon.
AUGCAACAACAUCAGAUAAUCGAAGAUCCUGGAUUCGCUCCAAGCUUCAGCUAUUACUCUUCCUACAAUAAAACAUCUAGAGCGGUCGCCAAAGUGAUCCGCGAAGAAGAGGCAGCUCGAGCUAACAAAAACGGGCACCUUGAUGGCCAAGAUUUCGAGUUCUCGUUAGUGUUAAGCGAUGAAGAGAGCAAUUCACGAGGUUGGAGUGUUUUCAAGCAUGAUAUUCUGGUAAACGAUCAUCAAAUUCCGAGUUCAUUAGAGGAUUCUUCUUCGUACUCGUCAUCAGAAGCCGAUGAAAUGGAAAGUCCAAGUUCUAGAAUUAAAUGUAAGAAGAGUAGUUCUACCGGGUCUGGAUUGAAAAGGGGGAUAUUGCGGUUUUUGCUGAAGCGGAGCAACAGCGAAUGUAAAGGGGAUAGUUUCAAACAAAAACGGAAUUCAGGUGAGGUAACGAAAGUCGGGGAGAGGUGGAAGGCGCAAACGCCGGUUCACGAACAAUUUUACGUGCAAAGAAGAGCGGAAAAUGAAGUCGGAAAGAGGAAGUCGUAUCUACCUUAUAGAAAGGAUCUUGUAGGAUUGUUUGCAGGGAAAAAAAUAUUUCCCUUUUAA